Molecule: messenger RNA, 1447 nt
Organism: Nymphaea colorata (pocket water lily)
Lineage: Eukaryota; Viridiplantae; Streptophyta; Magnoliopsida; Nymphaeales; Nymphaeaceae
Product: homocysteine S-methyltransferase 1
Exons: 7
Coding region: 87-1094 (335 amino acids)
Biological process (GO): S-methylmethionine cycle
Molecular function (GO): S-adenosylmethionine-homocysteine S-methyltransferase activity; zinc ion binding
Source: RefSeq, a predicted model, not a curated record
UCAAGCCGUUCGUCUCCCCGCCAGGAACUUGCUUUCUCCCUCUCUCUCGCGCUUCUUCUGUGGGAUCGACUUCGGUCUGAAAAAGGAUGGUGAAGGAGGGAAGGAGGGAGGCGACGGCGGCGAGGGUGCUGGAGGACCUGAUAGAGAGGGCCGGCGGGUGCGCGGUGGUGGACGGUGGGUUCGCCACCUGGCUGGAACACCAUGGCGCUAAUAUCAACGACCCAUUGUGGAGCGCCUCCUGCCUGAUCACCAAUCCUGACCUCAUCAAACAGGUCCAUGUGGAGUAUCUGGAGGCAGGUGCGGACAUUCUUGUCACUUCUUCUUAUCAGGCAACAAUCCCAGGAUUCUUGAGCAGAGGGCUGUCGAUGGAGGCAUCGGAGUCAUUGCUGCGGAAGAGUGUAGCUCUGGCUCGCGAUGCGCGAGAUUCUUUUUGGAGCACAGUGAAGAAAGUCCCUCCGCGCGGUCAUAAUCGUCCUCUGGUCGCGGCUUCGAUUGGAAGCUACGGAGCGUACCUUGCGGAUGGCUCCGAAUACAGUGGGCUUUAUGGACAUGGUGUGACAUUGGACAAGCUGAAGGAUUUUCACCGGCGGCGUCUGCAAGUACUUGUGGAGGCAGGGCCUGAUUUGCUUGCAUUUGAAACAAUUCCUAACAAGCUCGAAGCUCAGGCUUGCAUUGAGCUGCUUGAUGAAGAAAAUAUUACUAUUCCUUCUUGGAUUUGCUUUAGCUCCAUAGACGGGGAGCAUGCUGCCUCUGGAGAAAGUUUCAAAGAUUGCCUUGAUAUUCUAAAUAAGAGUGAGAAGGUGAACGCCGUUGGUAUCAACUGCACACCUCCUCAUCUUAUAGAGAACCUUAUACUUAUGUUUCGUAAGUUGACAGAAAAGGCAAUAGUUGUCUACCCUAACAGUGGUGAGGUAUGGGAUGGCUGUGCGAAGCGAUGGCUGCCAUCCAAGUGUUUUGAUGAUCUGCAAUUCAAGCUAUCUGUCAAGCGAUGGCAAGAAGCAGGUGCUAAUCUGAUCGGUGGAUGUUGCCGAACUACCCCUUCUACUGUUUGUGCCAUUUCAAAAGGUCUUAAGGAGCAGGCUUUGUUUCACUAGGGCAUGAUGAUGAAUCACCUUCCUGACAACAUUUUGCCAAAAAUUCCAUCUGCUCUGCAAGCUUCUCAAGAUGAAAAUAAUGUCUGCUAGCUGCAGAGGCACUUACCAGUCUACGAUACAUGAAGAAGAGAAAUUUUGCAACCUAUAAAAAAUCUUAGCUUAAUCCUAUUAUGAUGCUGUCUUCGUCACUAGAUGUAGUAGUCAAGUAAAACGUUGUUCUGUUUCAUUCUUGUAAGUUUGCUAUAACCCCAUAGUUCCCGGGUUGCAAUAAAAGAAAAGCAAAUAGAAGUGCAGCUUCGAGAAAUUCUGGUUCCUAAUUUUCCCACAACUAAAUGGAAAAAUGCCUUCUCCUA